GGUCGGAUUGAGAAUAAAUGAAUUCGGUCGGAUUGAGAGUAAUUGAAUUUGGUCGGAUUGAGAAUGUGUUUGAAUUUGGUCGGAUUGAGAGCCUGUUUGAAUUUGGUCGGAUUGAGAAAAAUUGAAUUUGGUCGGAAUAAUCAACAAACAAAAUCUCGGAAAUGUACAAAUCCCCCUCAAGCAGGUAUCGCCUCAGUUAUUACGUCAUCCAUGUAUGGUAAAGGGCAUGUAGCGCUUAAUAAAGUCAAUUCUUACGAAAAUCAGAAUUUCCAUUCUGGUACUCCACGACCAUUUAAUAAGCCUAAUACCCAGGCCGCUGACGGCACUUCGGCGCAGCCGUAUGGUAUUUACCUCCCAUGCCGGCUGCCGGACCACCAUACAUCAGCUCCGUUUUAGGUUUAUCGGGGCAGUGUAGUGCAAAUGUGUAUAUCGGCUGCUAACAUAACUCAACACUUCU
Messenger RNA from Glossina fuscipes, 457 nucleotides. Its product is annotated as protein lingerer-like. The record is from RefSeq and is a predicted model, not a curated record. The transcript is spliced from 3 exons. Lineage: Eukaryota; Metazoa; Arthropoda; Insecta; Diptera; Glossinidae. Bases 64 to 396 code for a protein of 110 amino acids.